GUCCAGGCUCUGGGGCCGGAGGGCGGCGCCCGAGAUGGGGGGCGGGAAGGGGGUCUCCCCCUGGUCGGCUCCUCUCUGGGCAGGUCCCCGGGUCUCUGGGCCGAGGGGCGACCACGGGCUCUGGGCAGAGUGGGAACGAGCUCUCUCUGUGAGGUUCCUCUUCUGAGACAGUGAGUCUUGGGCUCCUCCCCAGCUUCCGCGGGUCUCCCCGCAGCCCCACCUCCCACUGGGCUUCCCGUUCCCUCUUCAGACCCAGGACGCCCAGACACCCCGGGUCUGAGAGAUGCGGCCCCUGUUGCUGCUGCCGCUGCUGUGGGCAGGGUCCCUGGCUCGGCACCUGAGCUACCUGCUGGACGUGCAGGAGACCGUGACGGUGCAGGAGGGCCUGUGUGUCCGCGUGCCCUGCUCCUUCUUCCAUUCUUGGAUCUCCUGGUCUGCGCCUGUUCACGGCUACUGGUUCCGCGAAGAGGCCCACCUGUUCCGUGAUGAUCCCGUGGCCACAAACAACCCAGCUCUUAAAGUGCGGGAGGAGACCCGGGGCCGAUUCCACCUCCUCUGGGACCCGCGGAACAAGAGCUGCUCCCUGGACAUCAGAGACGCACAAUGCCGUUUGGAAAUUAACUUCUAGAGAAAAAAAUCAUUUAUCUGAAAUGAGAGUUGCACUGAAUGAGACCAAGAGCAGAUUCAGUACUGUGGGAGAGUAAUCAGUGUGUUUGAAGGUGUAGCAGCAGCUCCUAUUGAAACUGCAGAAUCUAGAGAAAAAGGCUGGAAACGGUGAAGAGAUGCUCAGGGCCCUGCAAGAUAAUAUGCAGCAAUAUAACAUGCGUAAAAUUGGAGACCCGUGGAGUUCCCCUCGUGGCUGAGUGGUUAAAAAAUCCGACUAGGAACCAUGAGGUUGUGGGUUUGAUCCCUGGCCUCCCUCAGUGGGUUA
Messenger RNA from Sus scrofa (pig), 931 nucleotides. NCBI's taxonomy places the organism in Eukaryota, Metazoa, Chordata, Mammalia, Artiodactyla, Suidae. The record is from RefSeq and is a predicted model, not a curated record.